This is a messenger RNA of Schistosoma curassoni, 1431 nucleotides long. The record is from the annotation of a GenBank genome assembly. NCBI's taxonomy places the organism in Eukaryota, Metazoa, Platyhelminthes, Trematoda, Strigeidida, Schistosomatidae.
CUGUAAGCACUCUGAAGGUCACCUCAAGGACUAAGUAUAAUAUCUUACUAUGAUAUACCAAUUUCUUUUCCCCACUCUAUUAUCGUUAUUAUACCUAGGUUCCUGCCUGGAGGUACUGGUGAUCCACUGUUGCUAGACACGGAAGCCUGUUAAGCGAAAGCUUCUUCUAUUCCGUCUACAACCAUUUGAACCACUUGGCGGGAAAAACAACAAGUUCAAGGUUUGUUAAUUUCCUACUUCGCCUUUUUAACCCUUGUCACUUUCUCGAAAUAAUGACAAAGAGCCUGGUUCCCCAUGGUAUUAUUAUACUUAUAUUACUGAAAACAUCAACAUUAUAUUAAUAACGACAAUAAAGUUCAUACAUUUCCCACAAGCUAAUGCAUAUACAAUAAGUUUGUCAGAAGUGCCUUAUUGCAUCAUAAGUGAAAGAGUCGACGGAUGGAGCCUCAACCACGUGCUGAGUCUUAUAUCAGCUUGUUAGACCUACAACACCAGCCAUACACACCCUAAUCUCUGAUUUAACCGUCCCAAGCGGUUUUGCAAUUAAGAAAGAAAGAUUGUAACUGACGAAAAAGCAGUGUUAGUGUCAUGAUUUUGUAUCACGUCUCCUUGCUGAUCUUUCUUACGUUUGUUAGAGUGGACACUAUGACUGAUUUCGUCUUACCAUCUAAAUGUGAAGUUUGCAAGUUUCUUGUAACAGAAAUUCUGUCUCGUCUUCAAGAAACCAAGUCAAGUGAUACUCUGAAUUUAAGAUCUGUCCAAGGGGAUUCAAAGAAGGUUAAAUAUGAAACAUCAGAACUCAGACUUUAUGAAGUUCUGGAAGAUCCUCCUAUUUGCAACAGGCUACUUCAGUACAAAGUUCAUAAAGAGCGUCAAGACAGUAGCAGAUUUGACAAAGGCACACCUCAGACAAUGAAGUCUCUUACGGAACUGGUGAACCGUGGCGUUGAUGUGAAGCUGGAUGUCCCUUUUGAGCUGUGGGAUAAACCGCCUGCAGAAGUCACAGCCUUAUUCAAGGAGUGUAUCCCACUUGUUAAUGAAUACCAAGACAUUAUAGAAGAAUGGUUUUACAACAAUCAAGAUAUAAAUCUUUAUGAUUACCUUUGCCGUGAAAAUGUUCUAGACAAAUCUUCUCAAGGGUGCUUGGAUGAAAAAUCUCCAAAUCAACCAAAACAUUCUCCAGAAUCACACCAGUCGGAUGAGUUAUAAUUUAUGUACAACACAUUGGCGUCACUCUUGACCAGUUUUUAUUGGUUCUACAUUUGGAUUCAUAGGGUUUUUGCACGUGUAACUGCAUUUCAAGUGAACCUUUUCUACUGACCAAUAAUUGUAUCGUAUAUUCCUUUUUUCAACUAAAUGUUGGACAUUUGUAAUCAGUUUGUUAUUACGUUUACCUCACUCUUUCAUUAGAUUGGAAUGAUGUUUUGGUCA